AUGCGCCGCGUCCUCCGGCUGCUCCUCGGCUGCUUUCUCACCGAGCUGUGCGCCCGCGUGUGCCGGGCGCAGGAGCGAGCGGGGCACGGGCAGCUGGCGCAACUGGGCGGCGUGCUGGUGCUGGCGGGCAGCAACCGCUCCGGGGCCGCCUCCGGGGAGGCUGGCGAGGGCGCGGGGGUCUCGGACGCGCCUCCAACCCGGGCGCCCACACCGGACUUCUGCCGGGGCUACUUCGAUGUCAUGGGCCAGUGGGAUCCACCGUUCAACUGCAGCUCGGGCGACUUCAUCUUCUGCUGCGGGACUUGUGGCUUCCGGUUCUGCUGCACGUUUAAGAAGCGGCGACUGAACCAAAGCACCUGUACCAACUACGACACGCCGCUCUGGCUUAACACCGGCAAGCCCCCUGCGCGCAAGGACGACCCCCUGCACGACCCCACCAAGGACAAGACCAACCUGAUCGUCUACAUCAUCUGCGGGGUGGUGGCAGUCAUGGUGCUUGUGGGCAUCUUCACCAAGCUGGGGCUGGAGAAGGCGCACCGGCCCCAAAGGGAGCACAUGUCCAGGGCCCUUGCGGAUGUCAUGAGGCCACAGGGCCACUGCAACACUGACCACAUGGAAAGAGACCUUAAUAUCGUUGUCCACGUCCAGCAUUAUGAAAACAUGGAUACGAGGACCCCCAUAAAUAACCUUCGUAAGUAUAGCCGUGUCAUCGAUUUCCAGCCAUGCAUGAUGACCCAG
Molecule: messenger RNA, 738 nt
Organism: Orycteropus afer afer
Lineage: Eukaryota; Metazoa; Chordata; Mammalia; Tubulidentata; Orycteropodidae
Gene: SHISA9
Product: shisa family member 9
Exons: 2
Biological process (GO): regulation of short-term neuronal synaptic plasticity; regulation of AMPA receptor activity
Cellular component (GO): postsynaptic density; postsynaptic membrane; AMPA glutamate receptor complex
Source: RefSeq, a predicted model, not a curated record